Messenger RNA from Pseudo-nitzschia multistriata, 1214 nucleotides. Lineage: Eukaryota; Bacillariophyta; Bacillariophyceae; Bacillariales; Bacillariaceae. The record is from the annotation of a GenBank genome assembly.
GUAAAACUGCAUUGUGGAAUAGAUAUCGUUCCCAAGCAAAAAAGUCACGGUAGAACUGUACUGAUAUGAGUGGCACCAACAAAAUCGUGAAUCCCGACUGCCUCGACGGACUCGAAAUCCUUCGGGAGCAUAACCUCGUAUUUCUCAACACGCCGAAGGUCGACAUAUUCGCCGACUUUUGCCAACCCGGCAAUGGUGUCCUCCCUGCCAAUGGUCAGCAGCAACAACUACGGCACGAGGAAUCUAAGGAUACGUUCUCGUCUACAGAAUUCUUGGAUUCCUGGCAAUCCGAAAAGGUUCGGUUCGACCAACAAAACGGCUCUCUGGUAUUUCUCGAUCUCGGGGGUAGGCGCCUCCACAAGGGGCUUCCCUGCGAUCCAAGGGUUUUUGAAGCUUUUCGGAGCCUCAGGACGCUGAGUCUGGCUGGAACGGAUCUACCUUUGAAAGAUAUCCUGGCCAUUGUUGCGCGGGUCGCUGGAUCCAUCGAGUCACUGUAUCUCGGGGGGAACGGGCUAAGAAACAUUGGUGCUGAGGCGAUCGCGGCAUCGAAUUUGCUUCGCAAUGGUAACGGUAAGCUSACCAAGCUAGACCUCCGCUUCAACGAAAUCAAUAGCGCCGGUAUGAUUGCCAUUUGCAACGCUAUGAUUGGGGACGGCAACGAAGAGCAAACCAGCGAUGAAACAACAUCAACAAGCAAUCUGCAAUACCUUUAUAUGGAAGGAAACGCYAUCGGCGAUGAGGGAUGCAAGGCACUAGCAAAAACCAUGUCCUCUGCGUCGUCUAGCAUCCGGGAGAUCUACCUUGGAGCCAACAAGAUCGGCCCUGCUGGUGCCAAAGCCCUCGCCGACUCCUUGAGAACCAACAAAACUGUGUCCAAGAUCUAUCUUGAGGGCAAUUUGCUCGGACCAGAGGGUGCUGCCUCCUUUUGCGAGGUCUUGGAAGAACUAAAGGGUGACACAGCCCUUAGGCAUCUCUAUGUCGACAACAACGAAGUUGGAAAGGAGGUUUCCAACCGGUUGGCAAGGGCACUCAGGAGUGAAACGGCCAUUCAAGAUGUAYGUAGCUAGACACCAAACCAAUGCUUACACGCACAUACUCUGUACUGAAUACGCGGCAGACAACAAGGCAAAGAUAGCUCUAUCGCUCUCUAGUGUCACCAGAUGAUGAUGAAAUUUCCGAAAAAAGAUGUUCUAGAAUACAAGUUUUUGAAGACA